AUGGUGGUGCAGAAGCAGCCUCGCAGUCUCUUUGAGACUUUAACUUACUUGGGUCGGGACCCUACUGCUUCUCAGGACCAGGCAGGCAGCAGCAGCAGCAACAACAACAACGGCAGCAGCAGCUGCAGCAGCAACGACGACAGCAGCCGCUGCAGCAGCACUGGCUGCCCGUGCUGCGGACUGCCUGUAGUCGUUUUGGCCAGCCAGUCCCCCCAAAGGUCUAAUCUCCUGCGGCAGCAUUUGGGGUUGCCCUUAACUAUCAUUACCUCCAACUAUGAGGACGCUGCAAAGCAGCAGCAGCAGCAGCAGCAGCUGCAGCAGCAGCAGCAGAAAGAUGAUGAAUUGCAGGCCGAACGACUGCUGCAACAGCUGCUGCUACCGCCUGAAAGCAGUGGCUGCACGCUGCAGCAGAGCUGUCACCCACAGCAGCAGCAGCAGCAGCGCCAAGGCUGCAGCAAACUGAAGGCGCUGGCCCUGCGCAACGCCCACGGGAAAGCAGCCGAUAUCGCUGCGCGACUGUGGGGAACCAACAGCAGCAGCAGCAGCAGCAGCAGCAGCAGCGAGUGCCGCGCCAGCAGCGUAAUCGUAUCUGCUGACACAGUAGUAGACGUAGAUGGGUCUCUGAUGGAGAAGCCUGAAGACGCAGCAGCAGCAGCAAGAAUGCUGCAGCAGCUGCAGGGGAGAUCGCACUGGGUGCACACAGCAGUCUGCAUUUACACCCGCACUGCCUACCAGCAGCAGCAGCAGCAGCAGCAGCAGCAGCAGCAGCGUGGCGCAGCUGGGGCUUUUGUGUGCUCCACCCGCGUCACCUUUUGGCCUCUUUGCAGCGAAGACAUUCAAAGCGGCCGUCGCUCUGCUGCCAGCAGCAGCAGCCGAGCAGCAGCAGCAGCACCUGCAGCACUCACUGCAGCACAGCGGGCAGCAGCUGCGCCGGCGCCCCCAGCAGCAGCAGCAGCAGCAGCAGCAGCAGCAGCAGUGUGUGCCGUGUGUGCGCUUCAGGGGGCUACGGGCUGCAGGGCCUGGGCUGCUGCUUGGUGGCUGCAGUGGAGGGCUGCAGCAAUUGUGUCAUUGGCUUGCCAGUGUCUCAUUUGCUGGCAGCUUUGGCUUCUCUUCAUUCCCAGGGCCUCCUCUGAGAGCCCCACAGCUGCGGGGCCACAAAACUGA
Molecule: messenger RNA, 1164 nt
Organism: Eimeria necatrix
Lineage: Eukaryota; Apicomplexa; Conoidasida; Eucoccidiorida; Eimeriidae
Product: septum formation protein maf, putative
Exons: 2
Coding region: 1-1164 (387 amino acids)
Molecular function (GO): nucleoside triphosphate diphosphatase activity
Source: RefSeq, a predicted model, not a curated record